CUCAGGUGGCUGGUUCGGUUGCGUGUUGCUCCCAGGCCCAGGCCCAGGCCCAGGCCCAGGCCCAGGCCCAGGCCCAGGCCCAGGCCCAGGCCCAGGCCCAGGCCCAGGCCCAGGCCCAGGCCCAGGCCCAGGCCCAGGCCCAGGCCCAGGCCCAGGCCCAGGCCCAGGCCCAGGCCCAGGCCCAGGCCCAGGCCCAGGCCCAGGCCCAGGCCCAGGCCCAGGCCCAGGCCCAGGCCCAGGCCCAGGCCCAGGCCCAGGCCCAGGCCCAGGCCCAGGCCCAGGCCCAGGCCCAGGCCCAGGCCCAGGCCCAGGCCCAGGCCCAGGCCCAGGCCCAGGCCCAGGCCCAGGCCCAGGCCCAGGCCCAGGCCCAGGCCCAGGCCCAGGCCCAGGCCCAGGCCCAGGCCCAGGCCCAGGCCCAGGCCCAGGCCCAGGCCCAGGCCCAGGCCCAGGCCCAGGCCCAGGCCCAGGCCCAGGCCCAGGCCCAGGCCCAGGCCCAGGCCCAGGCCCAGGCCCAGGCCCAGGCCCAGGCCCAGGCCCAGGCCCAGGCCCAGGCCCAGGCCCAGGCCCAGGCCCAGGCCCAGGCCCAGGCCCAGGCCCAGGCCCAGGCCCAGGCCCAGGCCCAGGCCCAGGCCCAGGCCCAGGCCCAGGCCCAGGCCCAGGCCCAGGCCCAGGCCCAGGCCCAGGCCCAGGCCCAGGCCCAGGCCCAGGCCCAGGCCCAGGCCCAGGCCCAGGCCCAGGCCCAGGCCCAGGCCCAGGCCCAGGCCCAGGCCCAGGCCCAGGCCCAGGCCCAGGCCCAGGCCCAGGCCCAGGCCCAGGCCCAGGCCCAGGCCCAGGCCCAGGCCCAGGCCCAGGCCCAGGCCCAGGCCCAGGCCCAGGCCCAGGCCCAGGCCCAGGCCCAGGCCCAGGCCCAGGCCCAGGCCCAGGCCCAGGCCCAGGCCCAGGCCCAGGCCCAGGCCCAGGCCCAGGCCCAGGCCCAGGCCCAGGCCCAGGCCCAGGCCCAGGCCCAGGCCCAGGCCCAGGCCCAGGCCCAGGCCCAGGCCCAGGCCCAGGCCCAGGCCCAGGCCCAGGCCCAGGCCCAGGCCCAGGCCCAGGCCCAGGCCCAGGCCCAGGCCCAGGCCCAGGCCCAGGCCCAGGCCCAGGCCCAGGCCCAGGCCCAGGCCCAGGCCCAGGCCCAGGCCCAGGCCCAGGCCCAGGCCCAGGCCCAGGCCCAGGCCCAGGCCCAGGCCCAGGCCCAGGCCCAGGCCCAGGCCCAGGCCCAGGCCCAGGCCCAGGCCCAGGCCCAGGCCCAGGCCCAGGCCCAGGCCCAGGCCCAGGCCCAGGCCCAGGCCCAGGCCCAGGCCCAGGCCCAGGCCCAGGCCCAGGCCCAGGCCCAGGCCCAGGCCCAGGCCCAGGCCCAGGCCCAGGCCCAGGCCCAGGCCCAGGCCCAGGCCCAGGCCCAGGCCCAGGCCCAGGCCCAGGCCCAGGCCCAGGCCCAGGCCCAGGCCCAGGCCCAGGCCCAGGCCCAGGCCCAGGCCCAGGCCCAGGCCCAGGCCCAGGCCCAGGCCCAGGCCCAGGCCCAGGCCCAGGCCCAGGCCCAGGCCCAGGCCCAGGCCCAGGCCCAGGCCCAGGCCCAGGCCCAGGCCCAGGCCCAGGCCCAGGCCCAGGCCCAGGCCCAGGCCCAGGCCCAGGCCCAGGCCCAGGCCCAGGCCCAGGCCCAGGCCCAGGCCCAGGCCCAGGCCCAGGCCCAGGCCCAGGCCCAGGCCCAGGCCCAGGCCCAGGCCCAGGCCCAGGCCCAGGCCCAGGCCCAGGCCCAGGCCCAGGCCCAGGCCCAGGCCCAGGCCCAGGCCCAGGCCCAGGCCCAGGCCCAGGCCCAGGCCCAGGCCCAGGCCCAGGCCCAGGCCCAGGCCCAGGCCCAGGCCCAGGCCCAGGCCCAGGCC
Molecule: messenger RNA, 1916 nt
Organism: Naegleria fowleri
Lineage: Eukaryota; Heterolobosea; Eutetramitea; Acrasida; Naegleriidae
Exons: 1
Source: RefSeq, a predicted model, not a curated record